Messenger RNA from Serendipita indica DSM 11827, 714 nucleotides. Lineage: Eukaryota; Fungi; Basidiomycota; Agaricomycetes; Sebacinales; Serendipitaceae. The record is from the annotation of a GenBank genome assembly.
AUGCCGCCUAAACAAAAAGAAUACACGCGUCAACAGCUCACGCGUGGUCUGGCAUUUCAAGACCAGACACCCAAUUUUCUCAAAGCCUUUCAGGCGCGCGUGAGUGGUCGUGGAGGGGGUGCGGAUGACGACGACGCGCCUGCGAUUGCAAAUGACGACGAGUACCCGGAUAUGGAUCAAAGUGAUUCUCGUUAUGAGAAUGGUGAUGGUGGUGGGGUCAAGUUGGAUGAAUUUGGUCGUGAGAUACGGAUGGGAAGUGAAGAGCGUGAGAUGAGAGCAAAAGUACAAGAGAAGAAGCGAUGGGAGAAGAGGAUGGAAGAAGGGGAUGAGGAAGGGGAUGAGGCCCCUUUGGUUGUUGUGCUCAAGGAGGGCAAACAUUUGAGCGCGCGGGAGGCGGAGAAUGAGCGACGAAAGGCUCGUGGAUUGCCGCCUCUUCCCGAUGACGAAGACUUGUCGGCUGCGAAUUCCUCUGUACCCAAGGGUGAUGUCGAGACCCAGAAGCUGGCCAAGACAGAACCAAAGUCGUCUGUCCAGCUCGGUGGGCGUCCCUCUGGUGCAAAGCGAAAAGCGCCAGUAGGUGGCCGGGAAGACGAGCACGAUGUACAGGCUAGUAGGGGAAAUGACCAAGGCCCGGCGAAGAAGAAGACCAAAAAGGAGGAAAAGGUGAAGAAGAAGCCCGUCAAGGGGUUACUCUCCUUUGGUGACGAGGCUUAG